AUGCUGAAUCAAACCUCAGUCACUGAAUUUCUCCUCCUGGGAAUAACAGACAUCCAAGCACUGCAGCCUUAUCUCUUUGUGCUUUUCCUUGCAAUCUAUGCUGUCAGUGUGAUUGAGAAUGGAGCUGUCCUGACGGUUGUCAUCUCUGAUCCAAGACUUCAUUUACCCAUGUAUGUCUUCCUGGGAAAUCUGUCAUGUCUAGAUAUCUGCUACUCCACGGUGACACUGCCAAAGAUGCUGGAGAACUUCUUCUCUACACACAAGGCAAUUUCCUUCCUGGGAUGCAUCAGCCAACUUCACUUCUUCCAAUUCCUGGGCACCGCAGAGUCCCUGCUGUUGGCCGCGAUGGCCUUUGACCGCUUUGUGGCUAUCUGCAGGCCACUGCAUUACUCUGUCAUCAAUUAUCAGCUCUGUACCCAGAUGGCUGUCACCGUCUGGACCAUUGGUUUUUUCCACGCCCUGCUGCACUCCAUAACGACCUCUCGCUUGAACUUCUGUCGUUCUAAUCAGAUCCAACACUUCUUCUGUGAUGUCAAACCCUUGCUGGAGUUGGCCUGUGGGAACACUGAGCUCCACCAGUGGCUUCUCAAUACAGUUACAGGGACCAUUGCCACGGGCCCCUUCUUCCUAACACUUCUCUCCUACUUCUACAUUAUCAUUUCCCUUUUCUCCAAGUCCCAUUCUUGCAGCACGCUCCACAAAGCACUGUCCACAUGUGCCUCUCACUUCACGGUGGUCAUUCUUUUCUAUGUUCCUGUUCUCUACACUUACACCCGUCCUCCCUCACGCAGCGCCGUGCAACAGGACCUGGUCACUGCUAUCAUGUACAGUGCAGUCACUCCUGUCCUAAACCCACUGAUCUAUACUUUGAGGAACAAGGACGUGAAGGGGGCCUUGAGUACUGUGCUCAGAAGGAGGGGCGACCUGAGCACAUCUAGAGCUAUUUUAAGACAUAAAUAA
Molecule: messenger RNA, 960 nt
Organism: Ailuropoda melanoleuca (giant panda)
Lineage: Eukaryota; Metazoa; Chordata; Mammalia; Carnivora; Ursidae
Product: olfactory receptor 12D2-like
Biological process (GO): G protein-coupled receptor signaling pathway
Cellular component (GO): membrane
Molecular function (GO): G protein-coupled receptor activity; olfactory receptor activity
Source: RefSeq, a predicted model, not a curated record